Amborella trichopoda is the source of this 3115-nucleotide messenger RNA. RefSeq names its product Protein kinase superfamily protein. The record is from RefSeq and is a predicted model, not a curated record. Gene Ontology annotation, molecular function: protein kinase activity; ATP binding. Gene Ontology annotation, biological process: protein phosphorylation. Lineage: Eukaryota; Viridiplantae; Streptophyta; Magnoliopsida; Amborellales; Amborellaceae.
UCUCUCUGCAACUCCCAAAUCCCAUCUCUCUCUCUCUCUCUCUCUCUCUCUCUCUCUCUCUCUCUAUUAUAACUAGUAUAGCGUGCUGUCAUCCAUUAAAACUUCCCCCUGUCCCUGCAACGCCUGAAACCUAUUCCUCUAACCCGUUGUCUCUCCCUCUGCAAUUUCCAUAUCCCAUCUGUCGCGCUUUUCUCUCUGCAAUUCCCAAAUCCGAUCUCUCUCUUUUUAGCCUCCAAAUCCCAUCUCACUUCUCUCUCUCUCUCUCUCCCACUCUCACUCCCUAUGUCCGGCUUUAACUACUAGCGGGCUUAUUUCCCACUUAAUCUCUCUCUCUGAUACUCAUACACAUACCUCUCUCUCUCAAACAAACAGAUACAUUUUAACUACUAAUAAUUCCCUACUGUCACCCACUAAAACUCAUCCCCCUCUUUCUCUCUGCAAAUCCCAUGCCCCAUUUCUCUCUCUCUCUCUAAACAACCUCUGCAACUCCCAAACCCCAUGAUUUGCCCCAUUUCCAAACUCUAAAACACCAUCAAACCCAAACCCAAAAGGGAAAAAAGGAAAAAAACAACAAAAAAGGAAUACACAAUCAAUGGCUUCUCGCCCAAUUCCUGCAUCCACUACUCAUCUCUCUAAAACCAAAUUUAGGAUUCUGACACUCUGCUUAGCACUCACAGCUUCAGGUCUCUUUCUCAUAGGCUUAAUAAUCAUUCUCUUCUAUCUGUACAAAACCCUCUUCUCCAAACCCUCGAAAACCAGUCCCUUCGAUUCCUCUACCUCUGCAAAUAGGCUCCACCAUUUCUCGUAUAAUGAGCUGAAACUCGCCACCAAUUCAUGGACCAAUGAGCUGGGUCGAGGCUCCACUGGUUCAGUUUUCAUGGGGUCUCUCAAAGAUGGUAGACAAGUUGCAGUGAAAAAACUCAGGCCUGAUAUGCCUCUCUGCGAAAGAGAAUUUCAGAAUGAGCUCUCCAUUUUAGCAGGUUUGAAUUCACCAUUCAUUGUCUCUCUUCUUGGUUAUUGCAUUGAUAAGAAGAGGAGGCUUCUGGUCUAUGAGCAUUUGCCUAACAAAAGCUUACAAGAAGCUCUCUUUUCAAGCCCCAUGGUUCUUGACUGGGAGAAGAGAUUCAAGAUCAUUAUUGAUAUUGCAGAAGCCUUAGGGUUUCUGCAUCUUCAGUGUGAUCCGCCCAUUGUUCAUGGUGAUAUCAAGCCUAGCAAUGUGCUUUUGGACUCUAAUUUUAGGGCAAAAGUUUCGGAUUUUGGGCUUUCUAGGGUAAAGAAUGAAGGUGAAUUUGGGAUCGAUCUCUUUAGCCAAGAACUGGUAGGUAAAAGCCAAGAGCUAUGGAAGAGUCAGGAGCUCAUAGGGAAGAGUCAGGAGCUAUGGAAGAGCCAAGAUCUCGGAAAAAAUUGCAGAGGAAAACCCAAGUCCGAGAUUUCUGAUCACACUGUAAAUCAAGUUGCAGAGACUGCGAAUUUGGCUUCUGAUACAGAGGUAGACUUUGCCCUAGCUUUACAAGCUUCUUGUAGCCAUAGCAGAUUGGAAUUGAGCCCAAAAAACUGUGAUUUUAAUGGAUUUUCUACAAAUGGUGAGGAUGGGUUGGCUUCAAAUUUGAAGGGGAAGGAGGUUUCAAUUGAACCUGAAGACUCAGAGGAUGAAUUGUGUAGUUUUGAUCAUAGCAAAGAGCUAAGCAACGCAUCACCUGUGGAUACUAAGCAAUGGGGUAAAGAUUGGUGGUGGAGACAAGAUGGAAGUGGUGAACUUUGUAGCAGAGAUUAUGUAAUGGAGUGGAUUGGUAAUCAGAUUUGCCCAUCAAGAAAUCCAGAUUGGGAUGACAAGAGAAGUCCUGAAAAACCAGAGAAAGAGGAAGUUGCAGAGAUCACAAAGAAAACCCAAGUUGUGGAAAUGGCUCGCCAUGACAGGGAGCUAAGCUUCAAUGAAAAUGGUAGCACCCACAAAUUUAGAGGAGCAAAGGGAAAAUGCUCAGCUAAAGACAGCAAGAAGAACAGGAAGAUCAAGGAAUGGUGGAAAGAAGAGUAUUUUGCAGAGAUGAGCAAGAAGGGCAAGAAGUUGAGGAAGCUCGAUAAGAAUCGGAGGAGUUUCAGGCUCCUGAGUUGCUUAAAAAAAACCGGCUUUUUGGGGGAAAACCAGAUUGGGAAAGAAAGCAAAUGGGGCAGUUUUAGGUUUCCAAAUUGCUUAAAUAAAAAUGGGUUCCCAGGAGAAAACCGUAUAGAGAAAGAAAACAACUGCGAAGGGAGCAAUAAAGAUGGGGAAUUAAGCUUUGGUAAGAACUGGAGGAGAAAAAGAAAUCGCUCAACUGCUAAUAGUGAGCUAUGGAGUGGCGAUUUGUUCAGUCGAGAGCUAAGUAGUACCACGAGCAUGAGGGGAACUGUGUGCUAUGUAGCCCCUGAAUAUGGUGGGUGUGGAUACCUAAUGGAGAAGGGAGAUAUAUACAGUUUUGGUGUUUUGAUACUGGUUAUUAUCUCAGGUAGAAGGCCAUUACAUGUUUUGGCCUCACCCAUGAAGCUUGAAAAAGCAAAUUUGGUGAGUUGGUGCAGGCAAUUAGCUCAAACUGGUAAUACAUUGGACCUUGUUGAUGAGAGGUUGGGUGAUAAGUACAAUAAUGAUCAAGCAAGUUUGUGCAUAAAUUUGGCUCUAGUUUGUUUGCAAAGAAUGCCUGAGCUGAGGCCUGAUAUUGGGGAGAUAUUGAGAGUUUUGAAGGGAGAGAUGGAGCUAUCUUUGCUUCCAUUUGAGUUCUCACCAUCCCCACCUUGUAAGCUAUAUAGCAGGUCAAGGAGGAGACAGACAAUGGACACUGAGUAAAUUUCUUUUCACUUCUUUUUUAUUUGAUUUUCUUUGGUUUUUUGGUUUGGCUUUCUUGAGAUAUCUCUGUUUUCAGAGGCUUCUUUGGUUGUAACAUAGACUGAGAUACUGGUUUACCUGAAAAGAGAAAUAGGUUUCUUGUUGAACGCCCGAGACUAUGAACUGAUCAGAAAUCUCUCUCUAAAGAUAGAGAGAAGUUCAUUGCUCAAGAAACGCUGCUCUUUAUGAAGAGAAAAACAUGGGUUUUACCUGAAUCUCCUUUAAUUAUGAACUGAGGUUAUUUUUUGCUAGGAUUCA